Scatophagus argus is the source of this 2794-nucleotide messenger RNA. RefSeq names its product NADPH oxidase, EF-hand calcium binding domain 5 (gene nox5). The coding region runs from base 133 to 2493 and encodes 786 amino acids. Gene Ontology annotation, molecular function: calcium ion binding; superoxide-generating NAD(P)H oxidase activity. The record is from RefSeq and is a predicted model, not a curated record. The transcript has 17 exons. NCBI's taxonomy places the organism in Eukaryota, Metazoa, Chordata, Actinopteri, Scatophagidae. Gene Ontology annotation, cellular component: plasma membrane; NADPH oxidase complex. Gene Ontology annotation, biological process: superoxide anion generation; defense response.
CAGGUCCAGCUGACACCCCCUGAAGAACAGGAGGAGGUGAAGAAAAGCAGCGCAGAGCCCGCAGAAGCGUCCCUGAGGACACGAACCGCCGGAGCCGAGGACGCAGCAGCAGACGCAGCACAGCCGAUCACCAUGAGUCUGGACGAGGACGCCCGCUGGCUGGAGUGGGUGACCAAACAGUUUGAGACCAUCGCCGGAGAAGACAAAGAAAUCGACAUCGAUGAGUUUAAAACGGCCCUGAAGGUCAAAGAGUCUUUCUUCGCCGAGCGUUUCUUUGCGCUCUUUGACUCGGACGGCAGCAGCUCCAUCAGCCUGGACGAGCUGCUGGAAGCUCUGGACCUCCUGAUCCACGGCAGUGAGACGGACAAGCUCAGGUUCCUCUUCCAGGUCUACGACGUGGACGGCAGUGGCUCCAUCGAUCCGGACGAGCUGCGAACAGUUUUGAAGUCGUGUCUGCGUGAGAGCGCCAUCUCUCUGCCGGAGGAAAAGCUGGACGACUUGACGCUGGCCCUGUUCGAGUCAGCUGAUAAAGACAACAGCGGCGCCAUCACCUUCGAGGAGCUCAAAGCUGAGCUGGAGAACUUCCCCGAGGUGAUGGAGAACCUCACCAUCAGUGCUGCCAACUGGUUGAAGCCUCCUGAUCUGGAUCAGAAGAAGCGUCACGCUCCUCGUUACCUGACUCGAGCUUACUGGCACAACAACAGCCGGAAGCUGCUGUUCCUGUGCAUGUACGCCUGCGCCAGCCUGCUGCUCUUCAUCGGGGCCAUGCUGCAGCACAGUCAGGGCGGAGGCUGGUACAUGGUGGCCAAAGGCUGCGGACAGUGUCUCAACUUCAACUGCACCUUCGUCAUGGUCCUGAUGCUGCGUCGCUGUCUGACCUGGCUGAGGGCGACGUGGGUGGUCCGGGUCUUACCUCUGGACCAGAACAUCUUGCUGCAUCAGAUCGUGGGCUACGCCAUCCUCUGCUACACGCUGGUCCACACCACCGCCCACAUCUUCAACUUCGUGCAGCUGUCGGAGAGCAGCGAGUUCAGUCUGUGGGAGUACCUGCUGACCACGAGGCCGGGGAUCGGCUGGGUGAAGGGGACGGCCUCCGUCACCGGGGUCGUUCUGCAGGUCGUCAUCUGCCUCAUGGUGCUCUGCUCCAGCACGUUCGUACGACGCAGCGGACAUUUCGAAGUGUUUUACUGGUCUCACCUGUCCUACGUGUGGGUCUGGUCUCUGUUGAUGGUUCACUGUGCAAACUUCUGGAAGUGGUUUGUGGUUCCUGGUUUGGUGUUCUUGCUGGAGAAGAUCGUAGGAAUCGCCGUGUCUCGUAUGGGAGGUCUUUACAUCGUGGAGGUCAACCUGCUGCCGUCCAAGGUGACUCACCUGGUCAUCAAACGUCCUCAGUUCUUCCAUUUCAAACCUGGAGAUUACGUGUACAUCAACAUCCCCGUGAUAGCAAAGUACGAGUGGCAUCCGUUCACCAUCAGCAGCGCUCCAGAGCAGUCAGACUCUCUGUGGCUUCACGUCCGCUCGAUGGGUCAGUGGACCAACCGUCUGUACGAGUACUUCAGACAACCAGAGAGCCAGACGGUCAGCUCCAAGAGACUGUCCACCAGCCUGAGGAACCACAGACAGCUGAUGAAAGCCCAGGAGGACCUGUUCAGCUCUACGAACUGUAACGGAGCGGUUGCCUCUAACGAGGACGACGCCAUCGAGCUGAUGAUGUACCGUCAGAGCGGCUGCCGGUCCGAUGCGGCUCCGCCCCCGAUGUGUGGCUCUCAGGGGCCGGCGGAGCCUCUUCCGGACGAGCUGGGGCCGGCAGAGAGAGGAGAGGCUCCUCCACUCAGAGAGGUUUCUGCCAAGUUUGGUGAGAAUCACAGGUUCUGCAACAUCAAGUGUUAUGUAGAUGGACCUUACGGGACUCCCACGAGGCAGAUCUUUGCCUCCGAGCACGCCGUCUUGAUCGGGGCCGGCAUCGGCAUCACGCCGUUCGCCUCCAUCCUGCAAAGCAUCAUGUACCGAUACCGCAGGAGGAAGCAGAACUGUCCCAACUGUAACUACUCCUGGUGCGAGAACAUUAAAGACAGCGACAUGAAGUUACGCAAAGUCGACUUCAUCUGGAUCAACAGAGACCAGAAGUCGUUUGAAUGGUUUGUCAGUUUACUGACCAAACUGGAGAUGGACCAGGCGGACGAGGAGCCAGAAGGUCGCUUCCUGGAGAUGCACAUGUACAUGACGUCUGCGCUCAGCAAGAACGACAUGAAGGCCAUCGGCCUGCAGAUGGCGCUGGACCUCCUGGCCAAGAAGGAGAAGAGAGACUCCAUCACCGGACUGAGGACCAGAACCCAACCUGGACGACCUGAGUGGGGGAAGGUGUUUCAGAAAGUGUCCGCGGAGAAAAAAGGGAAAGUCCACGUGUUUUACUGCGGCUCUCCUGCUCUGGCAAAAGUCAUCAAAGCUCAGUGUGAACACUUUGGCUUCAACUUCUACAAGGAAAACUUCUGAGGUCGACGCCCACAGCUCAACACACAACUCCUGCUGUGUGUGUGUGUGAGAGAGUGUGAGUGUGUGUGAAUCCUGCCUUUGCUUUGUAUCCUGUUUAUCCUCCAUGACAGCCGUCUGUGUUGUGUUUGUGUUAGCUGUUAAAUCAUAUAUGCACUGGUGUGUUUUGGUGUGUUGUGCUGGUCGUCCAUCUUUCCUUUAAUGAUGUGCUCGUGUAGAUCUGAAUAGGUGAUUGAUAAGGUGAAACAUUUUUCUGCUCUCAUUAAACGAUCGUUUCUUCUGUUGCAUCACAGUUCAGAGAAAA